Molecule: messenger RNA, 2577 nt
Organism: Rhipicephalus microplus (southern cattle tick)
Lineage: Eukaryota; Metazoa; Arthropoda; Arachnida; Ixodida; Ixodidae
Molecular function (GO): sequence-specific DNA binding
Source: RefSeq, a predicted model, not a curated record
ACAGUGGCUAAAAGAAGUGAAGUCUGGCUUUGGUUAGCGCUUUCAAAAAACCAGCGGGUGCACACGAGUUUAGGAUCGAAUUUGUGAGAAAAUGGCCAAUUCUGGGCAGUUAGGCCAGUGCGGAACAUUCGCACAUUGUUGGUAAUGAUGCCUGGAGGUAGUAAAUGCGCCGCUGCGUGGUGCCGCAAUGAAUCGGAGAACGGCAUUUCCUUCCACAAGUUUCCUACGAACCGCAAGUACGUCGACCAAUGGAUCGAAUAUGCAAAUUGCCCAAGGCUCAAGGAUCUUCCAAGCAAGCAGCUGGACAGAGUCAGGCUGUGCGCCCUUCAUUUUACACCGUUUAUGUUCCUGAGGCCGGGGCCCACGGCAAGGGGCAUAUUGAAGAGGCUGAAAAAAUGUGCCGUGCCUACUGUCCCCGUCUACGACCCGGAGCUGAGGCCUUUCGUUCCACCAAAGUUUUACAAAGGACCAGUGGAAGAAGAAGGUGCACCACUGCCUUCAGCAAGCACUAUUCCGUACACAAUCCCCCUGUCACUCUUGCCUCCUCUUUCGUCGCUGUGCAUCGAUGCCUCUUCGCACUCUGCUUCUCCUGCAUCGCCUGCGGCCCUUGCCUCUCCUCCAUCCCCUUCGGCUCCUCCGUCCCCCUCCGUUCCUGUGUCUCCUGAGGCUCCGCCCUCCCGUGCUGCCCCACUGUCCCCAUCCACUACCUCGUCAACGCGGCUGAAGCAGAGGACGGAAGAGUUGACAGACCCUUUGCAAGCACUCUCACAGCAACUGUCAACAGAUCCGGGUGAGGAUCAAGAGCCCUGUCCUCAGCCAGCGUCCUUGCCUGAUGGCCAUAGCGACCAUGCAUAUUCUACUCCACUGUCACUGUCUGAUGGCUAUUAUGACCAUGCAUACUUCAAAAAGAACAAAGGAACAGAAGAAAACGAUGAAUCGCCGAAUCAGCAGCAGACACCAAAGCCACCACCAAAAAGGCGCGGUCGUCCCCCUUUCCGCAAGAAGGUCCGGCCAUUUGAAUUCGUGGAUGAUCGGCUAAGUAACGAUGGAGUAGGCAGUCCUCCAGACUCUUCGCAACUCGAACAGCUGCCAAGCCAUUUCAGUGACACAGAAAGUGUAGUAUCUAAGGAACUAUCUUCCCAUGAAAGAAGAAGCAUGUUGCGACGCCAUUACUGGACAGCGAGGCAUCAUUUUCUGCGUUUCGCUUCAAAGUUUCAAAGACCGAGAAGAGCGGUCAUGGAUCGUGAAAAGAUUGUAUCCAGUGCCGCCAAGUAUGUCAGCGGAGAAUUCCUGGACAUCUUGCGUGCCGAGCUUCGCCUUCCACCCCUAAAGAGCGUCAAGAACAAGCAGACAAGUUGCUCAAGCAAUCUGUUCGCUGCUGAGAGUGGAGGCGACUGCAGGCAGUUUCACAAUUUGACUUCAUUCGGCCCCGAGUCUCUGGAUGACCCACAAAUUUUCCUGAGCUCCUUAGAUGGUACAAAUGCGUCGACGCAAGUUUCUUGUUGGCAAGUUUCCGUUCCCACGGCACAAAAUAGAGCCAAAGUUCCUCACAGGCCCUCUUCUCAGAUUGCCACGUGACGAAAGCUGCUCAAGUGGAAGCUACCCUUGGAUGUGCGUUCCGCUGUUCUUGCGGCGUUAUGCUAUGGUAACUGUUUCUGCCACGCAGUUUACACAGCUUUUAGCAGGUCUUGAAGUUAAAAGUGUCUGUGACACAAACGCGUAUUGCUGCAUUUCAUUGCAUUGUCAGUUCUGCUGGCACUGCCUUCUUGAACUCACCACUUUACUCGUUUCUUAAAUAUAAAGAAAUGGUAAUACUGGAAUCGUUCAGAAAGCAGCAUUGUAAAAUUUUGUUGUCAUACAGAUGUUGCAUAUUAAAUGUUACUCUGAUCCACAUAUUGACACAUGACAGUCGGCUCUCAUGGCAGUGGGCACUCUUCCUCAGCCUCGGCGAGCGCUAUCCCUGCUAUCCAAAGCAAGCGUGAAAAAGCAUGCAAGCUGGUUUCGCUUAGCAGCAAACUUAUAACAGGUGCUAUAACAUGCUCAUUAUGUAAAGUGGAAUUACUGUACUUUGGAGGAACGGUGGCCAGUACAGUUUUAUUUGGAAACACUAAAAUAAAAUAGCUCGUCCAUUGAUGCCAUGGAUUAUUUUUUUUUGUAAUGUCCGUAAAUGAUUUUUUGGGCAGUUAAAAUGACACUGAACAAAAACAACUUUUUGUGCAUUGAUAAAUUACUAAUUUAAGAUACUAAAAACGCCACUCUUACCGCAAGAAGACGCUCGGUAAGUGAGAAAAUGCACGAAAGGAAAAUGUUGGUGGUGACGCUACCUUGUAGUUCCCGCUCCAAACACUGCGAUUUUAGAGAUUUCGGCGUCUUCUAGGCUGUGCAUAGUCGAUAAUCUGUAAAAAUGAAGUACAUUUUACUGCAAGGAGGCCAUAAACAUGACAUACAAAGUUUCAGGAAAUUUUGUUCGGCCCAUGUCACCAUAAUACUCAAAAUACCAUUUGAAAUUUUAUGUCAUGUGUGAAGAUUUCAGCUUGAAAUUUCAAAAUAAAAUUUUACCUUCAUUUUUCCUCUAAA